AAUGCAUUCAAUGUACACAUUUAAUAUUUUUGAACCCAUGAUCCUGGCAUUGCUAAUGCCAUGCUGUACUGUAAGCUACAGAAAAAUAAAUGUUUUCUAUGAUAAAUAAACUGCUCAGACCACUUUUUUCCACACUUGAAAUUGGUAUUGUGUGUUUUUUCAGUAAUUUUUGAAGUGUAAGGAAUACAUUUUCAAAGAAAAUGGGUACACAAUUGGGGUUGUGACAACCUACAAUACAACCAAAAAAUGUCAAUAUUAUUCUGAGGCUAACAUGAUUUAUUAAGAAUGUGGAGUAGCAAUGCUUUAAUAUAUAUAUAUUACACAUUGAAAAUUGACUUUAUGUAUUAUUAAACCGGAUACUUAUUUAAGUAUAGAGACUGUAUUCUCCAAAAAUAAUUAAUGAAUCAACAGCAGUUCUGACAUGAGUUCUGAGUAAGUCAAUUGAUGGGAUUCUCGACCAGUUCAAACAGACCCAACCGGUUCAAAGUUCAUCCUAGUGGAGUCGAGCCGGUAAGAAUGCUGCAAAUAGCUUAAAUUGAGAAGUUAUUAUCCAAAAUAAAAAUUGGGAAUGAUUUAAGUCGAAGUCUGAAGUCACUUUUAGCAAGUAACGCGUGAGAAGAAUUAUAAUGAGCAAACACGGCUUGUUUUCUUUCACUAUUUACUGACCGGAACGUUGAAGUCCUGAAUUGUUUACGUACAUGUCCCGUAUGUGGAAUUUAUUCUUUAGUGAUUUCUUUUGAAACGUGUGGUGGAUUGUUACAGUUGCAUUUCAGCACGUCGCUUGUCUCAAACAAACCGAGCAUGACACAUUUUCCCCUUUGAAUAGUUUGAAACCCUCCUGCAGGCGGUGGUUUUAUGGGUUUUGUCUGCUGUUUUCGAAUUUGAGUUUUGCUGAUCUGAAGAUCCUGUUUUGAAGAUGAUGUGGAGGUUAUCUGCUGUUUUUAGACGUUGCAUUACAAUUUCAUCCGGCAGACAUUGCAAAAAAGACAGCCUGUUUACCAUCCAUCCUAAUGUGAAAGAGGCUUUAGAGGAUCACAGGCCAGUUGUGGCUCUGGAAAGCACUAUUAUUACACAUGGAAUGCCUUAUCCUCUUAAUCUCAGCACAGCAAAGGAAGUGGAAGCUAUUGUGAGGGCCGAAGGUGCAAUCCCAGCAACCAUUGGGAUUCUUGAGGGGCGGAUUCAUGUGGGCCUUUCUUCGGAUGAACUGGACUUCCUAGCACAGAGCAAAACAGCAUUAAAAGUGUCCAGAAGAGACCUUCCUUAUGUCAUCAGCAAGGGUCUGUCGGGUGGCACUACUGUCUCCGGCACAAUGAUUGUGGCUCACAAAGCUGGGAUUCCUGUCUUUGUAACCGGAGGCAUUGGAGGAGUACAUAGAGAUGGAGAAAACUCCUUGGAUGUGAGCGCAGACCUCACUGAACUGGGUCGAACACCUAUUGCUGUUGUGUCUGCUGGGGUGAAAUCCAUCCUAGAUAUUGGUCGCACUCUUGAGUUCUUGGAAACUCAGGGUGUAUGUGUGGCCACAUAUGGAGAUUCAAAAAGCUUCCCGGCUUUCUUCUCUCGGCAAAGUGGAUUUACUUCUCCUUACCAUGUCUCCAGUCCUCAAGAAGCAGCAGAUCUUAUUGAAAGCACACUAUCUCUGGGGCUGCAAAGUGGUCUUCUGUUGGCCGUUCCCAUCCCAGAGGAACAUGCAGCCACGGGACAACUGUUAGAAGACGCCAUACAAACAGCUGUGACUGAGGCCAGCUCAAAAGGGGUCACAGGAAGAGAUGUCACUCCUUUUAUCCUUCAGCGAGUCAAUGAGCUCACUAAAGGGAAGUCCUUGCAAGCUAAUAUAGGACUCAUCCAUAACAAUGCCAAGGUGGGCAGUCAGAUUGCAUGUGCUCUUUCUAAACACAAAGAAAAAAGUGGAGGCAACUUCAGAGGUGAAAGUAAGACCGAAAAGUCAAUGGACCAGAGAAUGGACUCCAAAACUGGAAGGGAUAUGGUUGUUAUCGGUGGGAUAAAUGUUGAUUUUAUCGCUAAAGGAACAACAAAGAAAUUGGUGUUUGGUCAGACAAAUCCAGGAAGUGUGUGCCAGUCAUUUGGAGGAGUGGGCAGAAAUAUUGCUGAUUGUUUAAGCCGAUUAGGAUACAGACCUCUCUUUAUCUCUGCCAUCGGCAAAGACUCUCACAGCGACGCUGUGUUGAGCUAUUGUAAACACAUGAAUACAAGUGCAAUUGCCAGAUUAGAGGACCAAAGGACUGCAACCUAUUGUGCUGUCAUAACUGAGUCUGGAGAGUUGAGCCUGGGAUUGGGCGACAUGGACAUCCAUAAGCAAAUACAAGAGCAGUAUGUAUCUCAGUUUAAGGAUCAACUUGCAUCAGCAUCUCUUGUAGUUCUUGAUGGCAACAUUCCAGUUUCAACCAUUGAUUACGUGUGCUGUAUCGCCAAGAAACAUGCAGUCCCUGUGUGGUUUGAGCCCACGGAUGCUGAUAAGGCCUGUAAGCCCUUCCUGUCAGAGAGCUGGAAAGCACUGUCCUACACCUCCCCCAACCUGGCUGAGCUCUGCACCAUGAAUCAGACACUAGAUCUGCCCACUCCUACAGAGUUGCCCACAUCGCUUGAGGAUGUUUUAGGCUGUGUGCCGGCUCUCUGCCGCCCCCUGCUGGAGCAUCUACAUUGUGUGGUGGUCACUUUGGGUUCGCUGGGUGUGCUGGUGUGUGGAGAACAUGAUGCUGGAACUGUAAAUUUGCAGCCACGAAAGCAAAAUCGGCAGAAGGGACGACUGUGUGCUGUUCAUUAUCCCGCGCUGGCUGUGAGCUCUAAAGAAACAGUAAAUGUGUCUGGAGCUGGUGACAGUUUUGCUGGAGCAAUGAUGGUUGGGAUCCUUCAAGGGAUGGAAACAGACAGCUGUGUGCGAAUGGGUCUCCUUGCCGCCCGCACGUCCUUGUUGUCUCCUCAUCCAAUAGAUCCGUCUCUGACAGCUGAUGUCAUCCAUCCAGAAAAGUCGCAUUCUCAACCUUGGUCAAAGCCUACAUGUGUGUGGAUGAAUGACUGAAAUACAAUCGAAAAGAGGCAGAAAUCUUACCAGCAGGCUUCUGCAGUCACAGUGCAUCCGAUGGGACAUAUGCUACUUUUGUGGGGUUUUAUAUAGCAAAACAAACUCAAUGAUUGGUGCAUGCUGAGGUGUUUAUGUUGUGGAUACCACACAUUUAUGAUUUUUUAAUUUUACAGUAUUAUGACAUACUAUAAUAUACUUUUUUUUAGAGGCGCAGAGUUAGGACCUCUGUUUUUUAAUUUCUGAUUUUUAAUUUAUUAAACUACAAUGUUAUAUAAUAUUAAUAAUAAAAUAAUAAAAACAAAUCACAAACUAAUUUUUAAUUGUUUAAUUAUUGUAUAAUUAUUAUAAUUAUUAUUAAAUUGUAAAGGAAAUUAAAUGUAUAUAUUACACUACUAUAUAGUGAACUUCAAAUAAAAAAAUAUGAUAUAUUUAAAAUAAAA
Pimephales promelas (fathead minnow) is the source of this 3480-nucleotide messenger RNA. RefSeq lists its product as uncharacterized. Lineage: Eukaryota; Metazoa; Chordata; Actinopteri; Cypriniformes; Leuciscidae. The record is from RefSeq and is a predicted model, not a curated record. Gene Ontology annotation, molecular function: pseudouridylate synthase activity; hydrolase activity, acting on glycosyl bonds; kinase activity. Gene Ontology annotation, cellular component: cytoplasm.